Molecule: messenger RNA, 2394 nt
Organism: Mercenaria mercenaria
Lineage: Eukaryota; Metazoa; Mollusca; Bivalvia; Venerida; Veneridae
Exons: 1
Coding region: 1-2394 (797 amino acids)
Biological process (GO): DNA integration
Molecular function (GO): nucleic acid binding
Source: RefSeq, a predicted model, not a curated record
AUGAAUCUUAGCAAGAGUGACAGUUUGCCAGUAGAUCGUGCCCUCGGUGUUCAGUGGAAUGUAGAAAAAGAUGAACUCAAAUUUAAAGUGAAAGUAAGUGAAAAACCAAUAACAAGACGCGGUAUCCUUUCCAUCGUCAGUUCCAUAUUUGAUCUCCUUGGACUGGUAGCACCAGUACCUCUACGUGCAAAGGCUAUAGUACAAAACCUAUGUAGACAGAAGCUUUCAUGGGACGAUCCUAUCCCUGAAAAAGAUACGUACGAGUGGAAACAAUGGUUAGAUACUCUUCCAUAUUUAGAAUCUGUCUCUGUGAGAAGAUGUUUUAAACCACAGGACUUUGGAACCUUAAAGAAUGCCCAGCUACAUGUAUUCUGCGACGGUUCUCAACUUGGUUACGGCGCAUGCGUGUACUUGAGAUUAAAAGAUGAAAAGAACCUGAUUUCAUGCUCUCUGGUUGCUGGAAAAUCACGACUAGCGCCAAUAAAACAGACAUCUAUUCCAAGACUUGAACUUUCAGGAGCAGUUGUCGCUUCCCGGCUUUAUACGCUAGUAGCAGACGAACUCGAAAUAAACAUUGACAGUUUGACAUUCUGGACAGAUUCUAUGAUUGUCCUUGGAUAUAUUAAAAACGAAACCCGGAGAUUCAAAACCUUUGUUGGAAAUAGGGUAAGUGAAAUUCAUGACGUGACGUCACGAGACCAAUGGAGACACGUAGAUACAGCUUCCAAUCCAGCAGACGUCGCUUCUAGAGGAAUGCAUGCCAGUGAUUUUAAGACAAUGAAAUUUUGGAUGCAUGGACCUGAAUUCCUUCAAAAAGAUGAAAGCCAUUGGCCAAGCCACCUAACUAAACCUGAAUUAGACGACGACGACACUGAGCUGAAAAAAGAGGUUGUCGUCAACACAACUAGUGCAGUUGAAUCCAUUCAAAGUAUAAUAGAUAGAUACUCCAGUUGGACGAAGCUGAGAAGGGCCGUUGCUUGGUUACUAAGAUAUAAGGUAUACUGCAGACGUAAACACUUAAACCACACCUUGGGACUGAAUGAAGGUGACUUGAGCACCAAUGAACUCAACAUGGCGGAACAUACCAUAUUAGCGUUGGUUCAACGUACGUCGUUUACCGAUGAGAGAAUAUAUCUACAAAAUGGGAAUUCUGUAAGAAAAGACAGUUGUUUAGCAUCUUUGAACCCGAUUAUACACCAUGACCUGAUCAGAGUACAAGGACGCUUACAAUGCGAAUAUCCAAGCAAAUAUCCAGUCGUAUUACCUAGCAAACACCAUGUAACAAAACUAAUAAUAAAACAUAUCCACGAACAUAAUGGUCACGUUGGAAAAGAGCAUGUACUUUCUAUGUCACGUGAGAAAUAUUGGAUUCUACACGGACCUAGCGCAGUGAAGAGUAUUUUGAGAGGUUGCAUCCCAUGCAGACGACAACAUAAACCGUUAAUGACCCAACAGAUGGCGCCCUUGCUAGACGAGCAGACGACACCGGAUAUGCCACCAUUUUCCCAUAUUGGAAUCGAUUAUUUCGGACCAUUUAUUGUGAAGACAGCUCGUGCACGAGAAAAACGUUAUGGUUGUAUUUUCACGUGCCUAACGUCGCGUGCGGUACAUUUUGAAAUUGCUCACAAUCUAUCUACUGAUUCCUUCAUAUCUGCCUUUCAACGCUUUCAAAGUCGACGUGGACGCCCACGGAAAGUCUUCAGUGAUAAUGGAACCAAUCUUGUUGGAGGUGAAACUGAACUACGAAAAUCAUUGCAGCUAUGGAACCAGUCCAAACUCAGUGGAUUUUUUGCUCAGAACGACAUUGAAUGGCAUUUCAACCCUCCGAAUGCAAGCCAUAUGGGAGGAGCAUGGGAACGUUUAAUUCGUUCUACUAGAGUUAUAUUGAAAUCUCUCGUCCGAGAACAACUACUUAACGACGAGCAGCUGCUUACAUUUAUGGCUGAAACUGAGAAAAUACUAAAUGACAGACCUUUGACACCCGUUAGCAGUGAUCCCAGAGACCCACCAGCAUUAACGCCGAGUAUGCUACUGCUAAUGAAAUCAAACCAGUGCUUACCUGUUGGUAUCUUUAAGAAGCAAGAUAUAUACGCAAAACGGUGGUGGAGACAAGUGCAGUAUCUCGCAGAUGUAUUUUGGAAACGAUGGUUGAGAGAAUACUUACCACUACUUCAGAAACGUCAGAAAUGGCAACGUAAAACUGUAAACCUGAAGAAAGAUGAUGUAGUUCUUGUUGCCGUUGACAACGUUCCCAGAGGACAGUGGCCACUAGCCCGAGUGGUUGACGUGAAUCUUGGUAGAGAUGGCCUAGUUAGAAGCUGUGUGAUCAGAACUAAAUCAGGUCAAUUAAUCAGGCCAGUUACUAAACUGUGUCUUCUUGAGGCUUCAAUGUAA